Messenger RNA from Choloepus didactylus (southern two-toed sloth), 1710 nucleotides. RefSeq names its product adenosine deaminase 2-like. Gene Ontology annotation, molecular function: adenosine deaminase activity. Gene Ontology annotation, biological process: inosine biosynthetic process; adenosine catabolic process. The coding region runs from base 1 to 834 and encodes 277 amino acids. The transcript is spliced from 2 exons. Lineage: Eukaryota; Metazoa; Chordata; Mammalia; Pilosa; Megalonychidae. The record is from RefSeq and is a predicted model, not a curated record.
AUGAGGCACAUAGGAGAUAAGAUUCUGCAGGAGUCCAAGCUGGUGGAGGUGUAUGAAGUGGAUGGCACAGUACACAGCAGAGAGUGGGUGGUGGAGACGUACAAGAGCAUGGCUUAUGAAUUUGCCAAAGAUCAUCGUGGAUUUGUUGGAAUGAAAAUCAUUUAUACAGAUCACAGAACCAAGGAUGUGUCUCUCAUCGCACAGUCCAUCAAAGAAGCCAUGGAGCUCUGGGCCCAGUUUCCCAAGACAAUAGUGGGCUUUGACUUGGUGGGGCGUGAGGAUACUGGCCAUAGCCUGCAUGACUACCAGGAGGCUUUGUUAAUACCAGCCUUGCAAGGCACUAAACUAUCAUACUUUUUCCAUGCUGGAGAGACAGACUGGCAGGGUACUUCCGCAGACACAAUCCUUCUGGAUGCCCUAGUGUUCAACUCCACCAGGAUUGGCCAUGGAUUUGCUUUGGGCAAACACCCAGCAUCCAUGGAAUACUUCUGGAAAAAGGACAUUCCCAUAGAGGUCUGUCCCAUCUCCGACCAGGUUCUGAAACUUGUGUCUGACAUGAGAAACCACUCUGCAGCUGCUCUGAUGGCCAGCAGGCACCCCAUGGUGAUCAGCUCUGAUGAUCCAGGCAUCUUUGGCUCCAAAGGCUUGUCCUAUGAUUUCUACAAGGUCUUCAUGGGCAUCGGGGGCAUGAAGGCUGACCUGAAGACCCUCAAGCAGUUGGCCAUAAACUCUAUCAAGUACAGCACCCUGUCGCCAACUGACAAAAUGGAUUUCAUGCAGGCGUGGGAGGAGAGAUGGAAUAAGUUUAUAGAUGACCUGUCCAAGAGGCCAUAGGGAGGUGAAGACAGCCCUCAGUCACAAGUACACAAGGGUAACCCUCCACUUUCUCUUAUUUUCAAGUCCAUUCCAGUGUAGUCUCUACCUCCAUCUCUUCAUCAGAACUGACCUUGUAAAGGUCAUCGAUGGCCUCCAUAUUGCUUGACCACUCAAAAACACUUGACUGUUGACCAAACUCAUCUUUUUGAAAUAUUCUUCUCUCUCAACCUCAUGACAACUCUUGGUUUUCUCCUCUCUCUGGACAUUGCUUUGGGGUUUGCUUUCCCAGAUCCUCCUUCUGUAUCUGAUCUCUGUGUUGGAUUUCCUAACAGCUCAUUCUUGGACUGUCUUCUCAUCUCUUCUCUUCUCUCCUCUUCUUUUUUCCUCUCUUCUCACUCUAUACUCUUUUCCUAGGUAGUCUCACCCACUUCCCUGCUUUUCAAUGCCAUUUAUUUGCUGAUGAUUCCCACACUUAUUUAUUCACUCUGAUGGCCCAUGGGAAUCUCAGAGACCUCCUAUGUGCAAUUCUGAACUCUCAAUCUCUUCCCUUCAAAAGAAUAGUCUCGUCAACAAAUGGUGCUGGGAAAACUGGGUACCCACGGGCAAAAGAAAUUGGACCAAUAUCUCAUACCAUAUGUAAAAACUAACUCAAAAUGGAUCGAUAGCCUAAAUAUAGGACCUCAAAUCAUAAAACUCUUAAAAGAAAACAUAGGUAACAAUCUUCAUGAGCUUGUAUUAGGCAAUAGAUCCUUAGAUAUGACAUGAAAAGCAUGAGUAACCAAAGAAAAAAAUUGAUAAAUUGGCCUUCAUCAAUCUCUUCCUUUCGAAAUUGCUCAUUUCCUGGUGUUUCCCAUUAUAUAAAUGAUACCUUCAUCCAUUCCACCCAGUUGCUCA